Molecule: messenger RNA, 1817 nt
Organism: Phaethon lepturus (White-tailed tropicbird)
Lineage: Eukaryota; Metazoa; Chordata; Aves; Phaethontiformes; Phaethontidae
Gene: PLA2G6
Product: phospholipase A2, group VI (cytosolic, calcium-independent)
Exons: 12
Coding region: 123-1646 (507 amino acids)
Biological process (GO): positive regulation of ceramide biosynthetic process; cardiolipin acyl-chain remodeling
Cellular component (GO): mitochondrion
Molecular function (GO): protein binding
Source: RefSeq, a predicted model, not a curated record
CCCUUCAUCUCAUUGUCUUUGCCAGGUGCGCCCAGGCCAUCCUCGAGGUGGAUGCCAGCCAAGUUCACUCCAAGGACCCACGCUAUGAAGCCACUCCGCUGCACUGGGCAAAGAAGGCAGAGAUGACGCAGCUGCUGCUUGAGUACGGCUCCGAGGUGAAUUUGACCAGCCGGACGGCCGACAUGGCUCUGCACAUUGCAGUCAAGAAGGGACGCUUUGACUGCGCCAUGGUACUGCUGACACAUGGGGCCCACACCAAUGCCCGGGGCCAGGAUGGCAACACACCACUGCACCUGGCCAUGAAGCAUGACCACCUGGAUAUGAUCAAAGCGAUCGUCGUGUUUGGAGGAGAUGUUGAGAUCCCCAAUGAUUUCGGGGAGACACCAGGGUUGUUGGCAGCCAGGAGCAGCAAAGGUGCAAACCGGAAAGUGCUCUUAGACCUGCUGCAAACUGUAGGGACCGAACGCUGCCACCCACCCAACCCUGACUCCCCAAGCCUGGCACCAUCUGCCGCCUCCUUCCUGGAAGGCCAACCUUCCUCACGGAGCAGCUUCAACAGCUUAGGGUACAAGGACCUUCUGUAUGUUUCCACAACGCUCGGACAGUUGUUGAAGGCACCAGAUGUUGUGGACUCGCCCAGUGAGGGUAGAAGAAACCACGACCGUCUCCUGUGCCUGGAUGGAGGGGGCAUCCGGGGCCUGGUGCUCAUCCAGCUCCUCCUGGCUAUCGAAAAGGCUGCAGGCCGUCCCAUUCGUGAGAUUUUUGACUGGAUCGCGGGCACCAGUACUGGGGGGAUCUUGGCCUUGGCUAUUGUACAUGGGAAGUCCAUGGACUACAUGCGCUGCCUGUACUUCCGCAUGAAGGACAUGGUGUUCCGGGGGUCUCGGCCCUACGAGUCGGAGCCCCUGGAUGAGUUCUUGAAGAAGGAGUUUGGGGAAAACACCAAAAUGACAGAUGUCCAAAAGCCCAAGGUUAUGGUGACAGGGACAUUAUGUGACCGGCAGCCAGCUGAGCUCCACCUUUUCCGGAAUUAUCCCGUACCAGAGACAAAAACCUCCACUGAAUACAAGACAAGCGCAUCUUUCAAACCACUCACUCAGCCAGAAGACCAACUUGUAUGGCGCGCUGCCCGGUGCAGUGGUGCGGCUCCCACUUAUUUCCGGCCAAUAGGCCGCUUUCUGGAUGGUGGACUGCUAGCCAACAACCCGACCCUUGAUGCCAUGACGGAGAUCCAUGAGUACAACAAGACGCUGAUCAAAAAGGGUCAGAGGCAGAGAGUGAGAAAACUGGGGUUGGUGGUCUCCCUGGGGACAGGGAAGCCUCCGCAGGUCCCAGUGAGCUCUGUGGAUGUUUUCCGCCCCUCCAACCCUUGGGAGCUGGCAAAGACUGUCUUUGGAGCCAGGGAGCUUGGCAAGAUGGUGGUGGAUUGUUGCACUGACGCAGAUGGCCCAGCUGUGGAUCGUGCCAGAGCCUGGUGCGAGAUGACAGAUGUCCCAUAUUUCCGGCUCAGCCCUCAGCUGCACACGGAGGUGAUGUUGGAUGAGGUGAACGACACUGUGCUGGUUAACGCUCUGUGGGACACCCAGCUUUACAUCUACCAGCAGCGGGAGCAAUUUGAGCAGCUGGUGCAACAUCUCUCCCAAUGACUGACCUGGAGGUUCCCAUUCUGCGUGCCCAUGGCAAGGAGCAGCAGACACUGAAGUGGCUGGGAUUUGCCCUUGAACCAAGAUGUCGAGGUGGGGGAGGGACUAUUACUACUGCUGCUACUGAGAAAGUAAUGAUAUUUAAUAGACAACAGUGCACAUACACAUGUAUUC